ACUUCGCGUCUGCUCCGGUUCGGCCCAGUCGGUCCCACCGAGCAGCUACCCCGGCACGGCCACGGCGUGCCCUUCCGCUGGCUCUAGCUGUCCGAAGACUUGGAGCCAUUUUAAGGAGAAACCAUCUGGCCACACCCCCUCGCGCUCCCGGGAAGCCAAUCCACGCCCGGCCACGCCUCUCCUGGAGCGCCGCGCCGCCGCCAACGGUCGCACGGGUGACGGUUGGGGAGGGCAGCGAUUUGGAGACGAGCUAAGGAAACCUUAGCCGUGGGCCCCGCCCACGGAGCCCGGCUCUGCAAAGCCUGGGAUUAGGGGCCUGGGGGCUGGCACCGCACCUUGGCCAGGUGUUCACAACAGGACCAGGUGCGCAGCCGCCCCGCCCCGGUCCCCGGGAGCCCUGAAUAAUGGCUGAGCACCCGAGGAACAGGCCCCAGCCGCGGCCUAAAACAAUACCCUGAGGGCACCCGUGCUAGCAGGUGUCCCCCCUCCUUAGGGACAGUCGGUGGAGGCCUGCCUGGGGCGGGUGGGCAACAGGUGCUGACACCAGAACCGCGCCUGGGGACGGAGUCGGCUGAGACAGAUGUCCGCGCCCACUGCGCCGGGCAAGUUGCGCGGCGCCCUCCGGGACGCAGGGGGCGCUGUGGCCGCGCGGAGACAGACAGCAUUGCGAUCCCAUCACCCCUCGGACCCCGAGUCCAAGGCGCCGUGCAGCCAUGGCCACCGCUCUUGGCUUUCGCUGCCUGUCGCGAGCGCAGCCUGCGCGGCUCUGCCGGCGGCGCGCGGCUCUGCUGUGGACCCCGCGCCGCAGCCACCGGCUCUCUCCCGCGGACGACGAGCUGUACCAGCGGACUCGCAUCUCCCUGCUGCAGAACGAGUUCCCGCAGGCCGUGUACAUUGACAGCUACAAUAGCAGAGGCUUCACCAUCAACGGAAACCGCGUGUUAGGCCCGUGCGCGCUGCUCCCACAGACGGUGGUCCAGUGGAAUGUGGGAUCUCAUCAGGAUAUCACUGAAGAAAGCUUCUCCCUUUUCUGGAUGCUGGAGCCUAGAAUAGAGAUUGUCGUGGUGGGCACUGGAAACAAGACUGAGCGGCUGCACUCCGAGGUACUACAGUCCAUGAGGCAACGGGGCAUCGCUGUGGAGGUGCAGGACACGCCCAAUGCUUGUGCCACUUUCAACUUCCUGUGCCAUGAAGGUCGAGUGACGGGAGCCGCCCUCAUUCCCCCUCCUGGAGAGACUAGACUCACUUCCGUGGGUCAAGCUGCCGAGUGAAGCACCAGGAACAGUCAAGGACCCCCAUUGUCUUCCCGCCUCCCUUGGUACUUUCAACACUUGCCCAGGAUAAUGACUUACACUUCCAUGUACAAGCAUCAGUUGUGUUACUGGGUGUGGUUGCUGACUGGGGGGUUGGAAAUCUAGGGUUAAUCAUCUUCAGACAAUGUAGGAUUCUCUAGCCCUUGAAAGGCUGGGAGGCAGUGUUCACUACUUGCUCAUAUGCAGAUUCAAGGGGACGCCAAUAGACUUUUUAAAAAGGA
Messenger RNA from Peromyscus leucopus (white-footed mouse), 1534 nucleotides. It is a transcript of the gene Ndufaf3, whose product is annotated as NADH:ubiquinone oxidoreductase complex assembly factor 3. Gene Ontology annotation, cellular component: mitochondrial inner membrane. Bases 714 to 1271 code for a protein of 185 amino acids. Lineage: Eukaryota; Metazoa; Chordata; Mammalia; Rodentia; Cricetidae. The record is from RefSeq and is a predicted model, not a curated record. Gene Ontology annotation, biological process: mitochondrial respiratory chain complex I assembly. The transcript is spliced from 5 exons.